Molecule: messenger RNA, 1414 nt
Organism: Haliotis rufescens (red abalone)
Lineage: Eukaryota; Metazoa; Mollusca; Gastropoda; Lepetellida; Haliotidae
Exons: 9
Coding region: 148-1143 (331 amino acids)
Biological process (GO): NADPH regeneration
Cellular component (GO): cytoplasm
Molecular function (GO): nucleotide binding; oxidoreductase activity
Source: RefSeq, a predicted model, not a curated record
CUUUGUCGACACAGGUACAACAGCCCCGGUGCCCGUUCUAUAUACAUGGGCGCAUUCGUUCACUGUGUAUAGCUGGGUCGUUUUGAAUCAGGUCAUUCCUGCUCCAUAAAUACCAGACGCUAGCGACACACAUUGGAAUAAUUCAACAUGGCCAAAAUUGGUAUUGCAGUGCUUGGUUUGGGAAGAAUGGGGAUGGUGCACAUGAAGAACGUGAUGCAGUCCCCACGCGCGUCGCUGAAAUGGAUCGUCAGAAAUGACGUAAAAGAAGCACAGCGAUUCGUAGACACCUUUUCUCUUCCAACGAGAGUAACUUCCCCUGACAACCUCGACCCGGUCCUGGAAGACCCGAGUGUUGGAGCCGUCAUUAUCGCAUCCCCAUCUACUGAGCAUGCGCAUCAGAUUCAGGCUUGUCUCGGAGCCAACAAGGCAGUGUUUUGUGAGAAGCCGGUGACACCUGACAUAGAGUCGACAGGGAGCUGUUAUGAUUUGGCCGAGAAGAAUAACGUCCCUCUCUUUUGUGCCUUCCAAAGGAGAUACGACCCGAGCUUCCGGCAGAUGCAUGACCACAUCCGGUCAGAGACAUUCGGCCAACUUCGCCUACUGAAGGGUUCCAGCCACGAUGUCAGUACUCCCCCGCCCGACUACAUCCGGACUUCAGGAGGAAUUUUCUUUGACUCCACAAUCCACGACCUUGACCUUUCUCUGUGGAUGGUGGGCUCAAAGCCAAGUAGCAUCUACGCAUGUGGAAAUGCAUUUGACCCGGAAGUCAGAAAGCUUGGUGAUCUUGACCUGGUGAACGUCACCAUCAAGUAUGAAAACGGUGUAGUGUCGAUGAUUGACAAUGGCCGCGUUUCUGGUGCGGGCUACGAUCAGAGAUUGGAGGCAAAAUUUGACCAGGGGGACUUGACGGUGAGAAACACCAGCGUUAACCAACUCCACUCCGCAACCUCAGCGCCUCCUAUGUCACCAGGGUUUAUUGGGCGUUAUGAUGAAGCGUACCAUCUGGAGCUCAAACACUUUUUGGAUGUCAUGGAAGGUAAGACAGAACUGGAAGUGACCAAGCACGACACUUUGUCAGCCAUGAAACUUGCCCGGGCGUGCAGGGAAUCGCAUGAGAAAGGAGCGCCUGUUCUACUCCAGUGACCUUGACCCCCACUGCCAGUCUACUGAUUGAUAUUGCCGGAAAUCCAACUCAGUGAAAUGGAUAUUGGUUUAUUGCGGAAAGUCUGCAAAAGCGACGAAUGGUUAACUCGAACACUCUCGAGUCAUGGUGACUUUUUCACACAAAUGCAAAUUAUACAAAAAGAAUUUAUCCUUAAUAUUUGUUUGUUUGUUUGUUGUUUAACGCCGCACUCAACAAUAUUCCAGCUAUAUGACGGCGGUCUGUAAAUAAUCGAGUCUGGACAAGACAAUC